Molecule: messenger RNA, 3411 nt
Organism: Fonsecaea pedrosoi CBS 271.37
Lineage: Eukaryota; Fungi; Ascomycota; Eurotiomycetes; Chaetothyriales; Herpotrichiellaceae
Exons: 2
Coding region: 1-3411 (1136 amino acids)
Biological process (GO): tRNA 5'-leader removal
Cellular component (GO): ribonuclease MRP complex; nucleolar ribonuclease P complex
Source: RefSeq, a predicted model, not a curated record
AUGGCGCCGCCACCACAGAAAGUCGGGCAGAAGCGCAAGGUCGGCUUUGACCAGGCUGGCCAGUCCGCGGCGGCACGCAAGCGACAGAAAAACCACGAUGCUCGAGCCAUCCCCGUGCAGCGCCCGGAGGCAGUGGUCUCUGCGGGCGGCGGGGAACUCAACGUGGCUUCCUUCGUCAAGGCGCGCGAGUUUGAGAUCGAGGCCCUGGAGAGGAGCAUGCGCAGGGCAAAGAAGCAAUUGUCCACACGGGCGUUUCAACAAGUGCCCCGGCACAUGCGACGGAGGACGGCCAGUCACAAUGCCAAAAAGGUGCCGCGGAGGCUGCGCAAGAGGGCAGAACGUGAGAUGAGAGACGAUAACACGCCGACGGUCACGAAGCGAACGCGAACCCCGUCACGGAGAUUGAGACUGCGGUUGGAAACGGCCAAAGCCCUCAAGAGGCUCGGUCAGAUACGCAAGACGGUGCGCCAGAGGAAGAAGGAAUCCAAAGCCAACGCCCAGCAGCUCGACCCGGCGGACCAUGUCCUGACCACGCGCGUGCCGCGGUUGAAGAAGAACAAACUGGCCGAGCCUCCGAGAGCGACGACGAAGUACAAGAGGAGGCAAGUCCACAAGACAUGGCUGCCAACGCACCUGUGGCAUACGAAACGUGCCCAUAUGACCCGGCCCACGGAACCGCUAUGGAGAAUAUCCAUUCCGUUGAGUCCUACGGAAAAGAGUUACAGACCAAGUCAUCGAGCUGCGGGCAAUCUGGGAUGCAUUGCCUGGGACACCAGCUAUAUGUCUACGGUGGCGUGCUUGGGGACAGAGGCGGCGCUCGAUAGCAUGCUGAAGGCACUCUCUUUCAGCCCACAAGGGCUUUCGCCAGCUAUGUGGAAGAAGUGGAAGGCCGGUACCCGGUUCGCUGGUGGAUGGGUCUCGGAACGUGACAACGAAAAGCGUCCAAUUGCGCCGGUGACCGUGAUCUGGUUCCAACGCCCUCGGGGAGAGACAGCAAGCUCUGGGGAUGGCCAGGGGGGAGAUCAGGCGGAAGUUGUCGCCAGCGAAGAUCAGAUGGACGUCCAGACGGCCGAAGGAGCUCAGUCUGCACUUCCGGAGGCCAAGACGCUGACGUCGAAAGGAAAGACCAAGCUGAGCCAUCAAAUUCUCAUCCGAAUCCAUCCGUCUGCAUUCCAUCAGUGCUGGCAGGAGUUGUUGAAGGUUGCCAAAAUGCAGAAACCGCAGGUUUUGAUUGAAGAUCUGCGGUUUGAGAUCGGGAGCGUCGAAGUCCAGGGACCAGGCUCGACUGAAGCUUUGCUGGGUGUGAUUCGGCCAUUUCCCACGCAUGUUGAAGCUGCGGAGUCGAUGUCGUCGUCUUGGACCUCUCUCGCCGGACUCAACAAUCCCAGCAUCCUUCCCCAGAAUGCUAUGCUCGCGUUCGACACAAUCGAUCCCAGGCUCAAUCAUCCGCCCAAACGGAUCAGGAUCCCCGCCAUCUCCGAGGCUACUCCUCUAGACGAGAUCCUCGUUGCCUGGCCGCCAGACAAAACGGCCAAGUUCUCCGAGCUGCUCUCACACAAAGCACGCUGGCGGAUCAGCAACACGCUCCCGUCCCAAAAGGCAAUCAACCGACGAAGAGCGCUCGCACCGCCAGGCCAUGUACCACCAGUAACGGGCAAAGACCCUAAAAUCCCAGUGAUCCUUCUCGCGUCGAGAGCAGAGAAUGGCACUUCCAAAAACGCCCAGGGGACUUGGACUGUUCUCCUCCCGUGGACGUGCGUCGAUCCCGUGUGGCGCUCGUUGAUGUACUACCCUUUGUCAGCCGGUGGCACCCCGCGUUUCGGGGGCCUACGCCAGAAACAGCAGCUGUCAUUCGAGCAAAAAGCACCGUGGUUCCCAGGAGAUUUCCCCGGCACCGAGGCGGGCAAAGCCUGGGAGCGGACUGAAAGUGAGAAGCGGUUUGAUUCGUGGAUUCGACGGCCACCGAAACACAGAAUCGCCUGGGAUGCUUUGGACCUGGGUCUAGGAAGGCGUGGGGAGAUCGGGAGAGGUUGGUCUUGUGAUUGGGAGUAUCUGUUUGAACAGACCAAAGGUUCAACAGGAGCUGAAGCCAGGGCGAGCUCGGAGCUGGCCAAAACCGCCUCGAAACAGACCAGCGUAGCCCCUCUGCUUACACAGCGACAGCGCAGAGCAGCCAAAGCCCAAGCAGCCCGGGACAGUGACCUCAAGGACCCAGCCCGCCGACGCAACACAUCCAGUCCGGAGAGUGAAUCAGAGCCGGAUGUCAUACCAGAACUUGUGGAAGUCAAAUAUGCCCAACUGUUACCGGGGCAGAGCGUCUCGUUGUUCAAGCAGGCGUCAAGCAUCAGUCUCCCACCACUUCCCGUCCUAGUCACAGUCCGCAUCACCCUGCUUGACAAAGGCACACCGUCUCCAACAGCCCGGAUCUACCGCCUCCCAUCAUUACAUAAACAAGGACCACCGCCCGGUCCUGGUCCUAGUGGGUCAGGGACAGUCGGAACGGACACAUCUCAGGAGACUCAGCCACAGAGCUGGGAUUCUGAUGGACCGCCUCCAGCGCAACGUCUACCUACCCCUAGCUUAACGGAAACCUCCUCGUCAUCAUCGUCGAUCAACGCUCGCGACCUUCGCUCCCUUUGGCUCGCUCUCGACCAUGACCGGCUCAACGCCCAGGCCCAGUUGAGCAAUGCGCGCCUCCCGAAGAUCAAGACCAACAGAUUCUCCAUCCCCCGCAGCCAAACCAGCUACCCACGCGAGUCGCUCGCGAAGAUCAACGUGCUGCCCAAGAACGCGCCCGAAGAGAUUGUGAAGAAUUUCGGACCGGACAGCGCCUUUGGGAAAGGGGACGGCGAGAUGCCGCCGCCUCCGCCCAAGGAACAACCGACGACCUCCUCAAAGGAUAAGAACAAACCCAGAGGAAAGAGCAAGGAGAAGAGGACGAAGAAGUGUGAAACACAGCCGAAGCCCCUCCUUGACGGCGACAGCCAGAACCACCAUCCUACUGGUGCCGGCGCAGUACAUAAAGACCCUGACCUCGACGCCCUCAUGAUCGACCCCUUCGCCCAACCCUCAGAAUGGGACAGACACGUCCCCUGUCCCGACCCGGCUGACCUCAUCGGCUUCGUCACCAGUGGCGGGUACAAUCUCGCCGAAGGACGCGGCACCGCCAUCGGGAGCAUUUGGGCCCAGCGGGUCAUUGACGGGUGGGAACAGGAAGACUUGACGACGCACUGUGAUGGUGAGGUUGAGGGCGAGGGUGACGGCACGGGCAAAAAACAGAAGGUCAGGGACGGGGACGGGAACAUUGGUCGGACGAGGAUGACGAGGAGGGAGAGGAACAAGAGGUUAUGUAUCGUCCGCAACGCCGGCGAGAGUGUCGGGCGGCUGGGGCUUUGGGAGGGUUGCGCAUGA